UCGAGGUUGGAUAAUUGAACGUUGAACACUAUCCUUGCCUAUUUGGUAAUGUCACCUUGGCGUUGUGUACCCGAUCGCGAACUUUGAAGUUGGCCCUUGGCAUGCGCUAACCACACCUUUCCUCCGGAUCCUCACCAACGUUGGGUUGUUUAUAAGGUGGGCGAUCUGAACGCGUUCCCUAUAGCUGAAUUAAAGGAGCUCACGACGACACAUAUUGUUUCAAGCCCUCUUAUACCGCCGAGGUUCGGAUUUUGCCCUUCUUUCACGCUUUGGCCAUAGUCAAACCAUGAUGUGUCUCAUAUACAGCGCGUGUCCAAUUGUUCCAUGCCACAUCUUGAACCACAACCACAACCACCACCAACAUCGCGUAAACUAGAUAGACCUCUUCUUCAAGAUCAAUUACUGUCACCCAUGGCUAACAUUCCCGCUGAACGCGACCCAGAGUACCACGGGGUCGCACACAGAUUCACAAAAGGAACGCGUCUCCUCCCAAUGGUUCCUUGGCCUCGUCUCCCAGAUGCAGCAGACCUCCCACGAGACCCACCUCCAACAGGUCUUCGUCCACCUAACAAGUGCAUGUGGGCGCACGACCCAUCCGAGUUCCGGUUCAUAUCUCGAUUCGGGGACUCAAUGAAGUUCGGUGGUGGGAUCAUACAAACACUCUGGUCUCGCAGUCAAAUCGCGUCAUUCGAGAACAACUACACGCACGAAAUCAUAGAAUGUCUAUUCGAUGAUCCUAGUAGGAUGCCUGCUCCACGUCGGCGUAGACCUUGGCCUGUUCUCAAGUUGCCGAGGGCCGUGGCCAUGCGUCAUGAACCUCCCUUGGGUCUUAUCGAUGAAGGUUCAGACCACGACGAGGAGCUUUCUCUGGAGAUUGCUAUGGAGGAUGAUUCUGAUGUGGAGCAUGAAGUCUCGACGUUGCCUGAUGACCCUAAAUUCCCGAGUUAUAUUCCUUGGGAGUGCAAGGACGCGGGGUGGAAGGAACAUGUUGUCGAUCGCGUCAUUUAUCGUUCGGGAAACCGUCGAAGGACGCGUCUUAUUGUGAAGAUGCCCCGAAGACAGGAGGAGAUCGUAGAUCCUCCCAAUGGAGGGGAGGCCGUAUAUGCUCGCAGUGAAGGUGAUGCCGAUGAGGCAAAGAAUGUUGCCGUUGACUUCAGGACCUCCUUAGGUCUUCAAAACCCCGAAGAAGACGUGAAAGAUGAGGACGUGGUCAUGUCAGAGGCACAGGAGGACACAGGCGGCGAUGACCAUGACGAAGUCGAAAAUGCUGAUGUGGAACAAGACCAAGAUCAGGGCGCAGUUGCUGAUGAGGAACAAGACCAAGAUGAAGAUUCAGACGAGGACGAGUACUAUCAUCGUCGAACACCAACGCCCGUGAUCAAACGUCCAAAACUGCCAGACGAGUACUCUACUCGCGGUAUACCUAUUCUCCAAGAAAAGAUCCCUCGACGCCACUUACCACACACUCUUCUUGUCCAUGAUCCUUACAACGCGUCAAUGGGACAACAUCCCACAGACGACGCCUCCCUAGUCAGCACCGAACCCAUCGUCUACAAACGGGUGUACCCAGCUCCAGAUGACGCGUUUUUGGACAACGUAGCUCAUAUAUACCUCAAUCCGGAUAACAUUCUAGGCAAUGGCCGUCACUCCAAUGUCUAUUCUGCGCCUUUAGAACUUCCACCUCCUCUAUCGACAUACGACUCCGCUUCAGUCCGUCCAGGCGUCGUCCGCGUGGCAGCGAAAGUAUCUCUGCCGGAGAAACAUGCUCGAGAACUUCUCAACAACGAAGGUGAUAUUUACAAUACAUUCCCAGGUUUUUUCACGGAAGAGUAUUGCGGAUGGCACGUCUUGACACCAUUUGUGAAAACUCCUACGCCGAGUUGCCAAGUCGUACCCAAGUUCUUUGGGUUCUAUGUUCCAGACAAGAAGUCUAAACAACUGGAGCGGGAUGCGGAUGGCAAGUUACUGUGGCCAUGGCAGAGACGUAGUCCGAUCCUGCUCAUGGAAGACUGUGGAACGCCGAUUGACCUGGAGGAGAUGAGCGUUGACCAACGUGCUGAAUGCUACAGCCUCAUCAUUCGUCUCCACUUUCAAGAUUUUCACCAUAACUCCUUCCGUACGCAUAGCAUCCUAGUACAGCCUGGCCCACUCAUUCUGCCGCCCCAUCUUCGAUCAAUGGACAGGCCCAGCUUCCGGUGCAUUAACUUCAGUCGGACGCAGACCGAGAAAAAGUGGACUGCGAAAGAGAUACCUGUCGGUACGUCUGCGAGCAAGGAGGAGAAGGAACGUGUCAGUAGGGCAUUCGACAGGUCAAUACAGCUGGAGUGGCACCACGCGAGACAGCAGCUAGGCUUCGAUGUGGUCUCAGCCAUUUGAGUAGUGUAAUGGAAUAUUUCUCGGGCAACCUACAGUUUUACGCAACGACGUAUGGUAGAUGUACACUGACGCCUAUUGCGACUAGCUGUUUAUGAUUAAUGAUUCAUCGCUUUACUAGUAAAAAAAAUGAUUCUUUACUUCUUGCCCGACUGGCCAUGCUCGCCCGUCCCUUCGAAUGUAACAAUCUUCCCGAAGGUACUACCAGUACCCCAGAUUCCUCGC
Messenger RNA from Somion occarium, 2598 nucleotides. The record is from the annotation of a GenBank genome assembly. Lineage: Eukaryota; Fungi; Basidiomycota; Agaricomycetes; Polyporales; Cerrenaceae.